GAAUGCAACAAUCUGGUAGCUAUGGGUAACUGCUCAUGGGAAAAUUUGGCCAGCGUUGAUAAAUGACCCCCAGUGAGUUCAUUCCUCCAGAUUAGUGGCCCCGACUGAGAAGAGCAAACAGUUGUAUUCUCCAAGGGAAGAGGACCCCGUUCCAGAUGAUGGUCGUAUAGCAGAACUCCAAUAACCCAAAAAUAAAUUCUGCUACAGCUGAGGGACAUUACAGCUGUUGGUUGCUGUGAAUCCUGGGAGUUGUAGUUCAGUUGUAGAAAAAAUAGAAAUGAUAUUCUCCUGUAGGACUUCAGCCCACACAUGUUCUCUGGGCUCUUGCCUGGCGUCACUGCGGGGGGGGGGGACUAGCCCUACAGACGGGUCCCUGAGCCACCAAGGUGCCGACUCCUAUCCAGCCACUGUGUGCAGGGACCAAAGGAAUCCUGGGCCAGAAAUGAAAACUAAUAUUCCCAACUCCCUGAAAUGGAGAGACGUGAGCUGGAGUCGGAGGCAGAACAUCUGGUACCAAUCACCAGUCUGAUGGGAAAGGAUGAGGCACAGAUGCGGGUGCCCUGCAUACACCAUUGUUGGGUGUAGAGAUAAAGGUGCCAUCCAGAAAGGGACCUCAGGAGCUGGAGCCAUUGCUAAUGCUGAAUGAUUGCUCCGGCCAGAACAAUAGACCGACGUGCAAACUUGCACCGUUACUGUCGCCAUAGCAAUCGGUCUGAUAGUUUCUUUCUCACCGUGUGGCAUUGUCCCUUUUAAAUGUGAUGCCUGACUCUGAAAUUUCUACUGUGAGUGUUUAUGGAACCAGGGAUCUGGGUUAUAUGUAUGGAUGAUGUUAGCUUUAGUAAAGCAGUAUGGCAGCUCCCAAUCAUAUGUAUAAAUACAUGAAUUCUGAGAAGGAAUAUUGUGUUCAUGCAAAAAACUGCCAUUUGAUGGAAAUGGCAAUUCAACCAUUCCUAGGAAUAUCCAAUACUUCCCCUUUAAUUAGCGGAGGAGCAGUGCCAAGGCAGUGCUGUGCCAAACACCUGGUUUUUAGGAUACCUUGGACAUGAUGUGAGGGACAGGGGGUACAACAGACAAAACACAAGUGACUCAUCAUUUUGGAGCCCCAUCCUAAUUCCAAGAGGUCGGUUCCUUCCUGCGACCUCCCUGUCCCCCUCAGCUGGAAUGCCAGGUCUAUUUUUGGCCAGUCCUUGUUGUGUUUGCAGGGAAGCGGAUCUUUACAAGGGAGCACAGCCUGUUUAUACAGGUUUCCCAAAGAUGAGGGAAGAGACUGGAGGGUCUGGGAGUAAGUUUUGUGCAGCGAAGCCCAGAAGUUUCUUGUCUCUCGCAGGGGUGAGACUCACUACCAUGUGGGCAGAAGGAGUCAGUGUGGGAAGAUGAACAGCUUGGCAUCAUGUCUUAGCCGGGUGAUUGUGCUUCUCACCGUGACUGCAGUCUCAUUGUCUGUCACUUCAUCUAAAUGGGGAGAGGAAGGGGUUUUAUAUGGGAAGAUUGGAGGAAACAUCACAUUAACGUGCAACUCUAGUAACGACAGUUUGGUGGCUGAGUGGAGGUUCAAUGGCGCACCAGAUAUCUCCUGGGGCUUCUUCACUACUCUAGGCCACUUGGAGCUCCCCCAUGCCCACCAUUCAGCCACGGGCAACUACAGCUGCUACAGUCGCACUGGGGAUCUGCUGAGUUCUGUGCUGCUCAGAAUGGGAUAUCCCCCAGGGACACCGUCAGUUUUCUGUAGAGCUUCAGAUUAUGAGAACUUUUCCUGCUUCUGGAAAUCCAGUGUUGAGACGCUGCUCCCUACCAGAUUCACUGCUUCCUACCGGAGCAGGAAUCACAUCGUUGGCGUGUGCCUGCAGGAACCGGUGCGGCCCAAUAUGUGUUCCGUCAGGAAGUCGGAGUUCUGGAGCUCCUACCAGAUGAACAUCACAGAGGAAAACCCACUGGGGUCCAGUUUUCGGCUGCUGGAUGUCACGGUGCAGUCUAUAGUGAAACCGGAUCCUCCAGAGAAUCUAUUGUUGGAACCAGUCCCAUUCGCUCCCAGGAGGCUUCGUGUCAGUUGGGAUUAUCCUUCCACUUGGACCAAAGAGCCUCAUUUCCAGCUCAAGUUCCGUGUCCAAUACCGACCUGCGCAGCAUCACCUGUGGACUGAGGUGGAAACCGCCAACCUCUCUGACAUCAUAACAGACGCAUUUGCGGGAAUGGAACAUGUGGUUCAGGUUAGCGCCAAGGAUUUCCUGGACGCCGGCAACUGGAGCGACUGGAGUGUGGAAGUGAGAGCCACGCCAUGGACCAGGGAAAUAGACAGCACCACCCCGACCAGUGAGGAAACCCCGACUGAUGUGCACAGUCCUGACGCUGUGGAUCCAUUCGAUGUGCACAGCGACCCCCUGGAGAAAGUCGCCAUCUUGAUCUCUCUGGGCAUCUUUGCAUUUGUGGUCCUGGCGCUGGUCCUGAUUAUGGGGGUACUCAUCUGGGUGAAAGUGCGGAAGAAGGGAAUGGAGAACGGCAUGAAACCAGACUUCCUAUCUGUCAUUCACAUGAAGGCUUUACCCAAGGUGCAGAUUUUAUAGCAACCCUUCGUACCCCAAGAUGUGAGACACCCAGGAACCAGUCGCCGGACCCCUCAGUUACUUCAUUUCCCAUUGGGCUGAGCAGUGGCCGGUGUUUAUGAGGAAGACUCCUUCAGCUCUGUGCUUCAUCCUCCAGGGAAGAAACCAGCGUUUCGAUUGUCCCCCUUCAGUGUUUCUAUAGGGUAACAUCAUAGCAACGGGCCACCUGUCCAUAUCCACUUCUUGUGCUGUGAGUCGGCUCCACAGACUGGUGAUUGCUGCUACUCCAUAGAUCUAUUGACCUCUUGUGUAUAUAUAUAUAUAUAUUGUGUAUAUUUGUGUGUGUGUGUGUGUGUGUUAGAGACCCAGCACUGUCCCGCCCAGACUGCAUCUCUUACACCAAUCCUGGAUCUGCUCCUGUUGGGUUCAUCCUUCUGAUAAAGGACCAUUGUUACGUCUUUUCUGAAAGACUGUCUGCAUGGUAACGGACUGUUACAUCAAUCAGUUUUUAAAGCUAUGUACCCCCGGGUACCCGUCUCUGCCAGUACAUGUGGGCGAUAUUCGGGGACGCCAGUGCCCAGGUUCGGUCGCGCCUUCACGUUAAAUCUGCGGUUCUCAACUUUAUUACUGAUCCAAUUUCUCUCUCCUUUUCUAUGUAAAUAACGACUUUCUGGGCAUUCCGACACCAGCACCGACUUUUGCAGAACGUUGAAAUUCGUGGAUGAAGGAUUUAAAGCACAAGUGACUUUAUUGUACAGGUGCAGCCGCCAUAUUCCUGCCUACAGAACUGAUCCAAAGAGAGAAAGAGAGAGAGAGAGAGAGUGGUACCAAGUGUACUGAAUGGGCUCAGUCAUUGUGUUGUCAGUGAGAUCCGUGUGGGCACAGAGUGGGCACAUUAUGGGCACAGUGUUACUACCUGCUCACCAGCACUCGGGCUGUACUUGGGCAAAACCACAUUCCUGCAACACCUUCACUGGACUGUUUAUCUUCUGCAUCAUUGUUUCAGGAGUCAGAACCAGCCGUGCAGAGAAUAGAAAGGGAUACAUCCAUGAAUGUAUAUUGGGGAAAUUGCUUGACUGUCUCUCUUGGGACAGGAGACCCCUCUCAUCUCUCGGGACUUGUUUUGUGCCCCCGGGGAGUCAAUUUAUUCUCCCAGAGAGACGGGUUUAAUUGCCCCUGUGCUCACAGUAAUGAUAUGGGAUCAGUAACGAGAUGUAACUCCCUCUCCCGCAUGGUUUGGAAGGUGCUGGGAGUGGUGCAGGUCCCGCAUGGUUUGGAAGGUGCUGGGAGUGGCACAGGUUUGCCUUAUAAUCUCUACAGAGCCUGGCCGCCUGCCACCCAGGGCACCCUAACUACCCCUAGAUCUGUCUGCAACUCAUAAGCUAAGGCUUCUAGUCCAGCCAUGUGUCUGGCUGGGAGUUGUACAUACGGCAGUUAUUAUAGAACUCCCCGAGUCGUUGUCAUGACAAAUGAGAAACUGGUGGAUGAUUCGCUGACCAGAACUAAACACUAAUGCUUUAGAAUGCCUGUUCUGCAACUGCCACUACUACAACUCCCAACAUCCUUUAGUACGUUCUUUAAUUAAUGGCUUAUAUACUGUAGUGUUGCUAUGAAGAUAUUCUAUGUAACGGAUUAUUGUACAUUGUUCUGCAAUUGUUUUAUUUGGGAACCCCCCCACACACACAUUAGUAAAUACUGUGUUUCUUUGUACAGA
This is a messenger RNA of Xenopus laevis (African clawed frog), 4254 nucleotides long. It is a transcript of the gene il11ra.L, whose product is annotated as interleukin 11 receptor subunit alpha L homeolog. Gene Ontology annotation, molecular function: cytokine receptor activity. The transcript is spliced from 13 exons. Bases 1374 to 2561 code for a protein of 395 amino acids. NCBI's taxonomy places the organism in Eukaryota, Metazoa, Chordata, Amphibia, Anura, Pipidae. Gene Ontology annotation, cellular component: membrane. Gene Ontology annotation, biological process: interleukin-11-mediated signaling pathway. The record is from RefSeq and is a predicted model, not a curated record.